Molecule: messenger RNA, 1620 nt
Organism: Falco peregrinus (peregrine falcon)
Lineage: Eukaryota; Metazoa; Chordata; Aves; Falconiformes; Falconidae
Gene: MRPL3
Product: mitochondrial ribosomal protein L3
Exons: 10
Coding region: 124-1167 (347 amino acids)
Biological process (GO): translation
Cellular component (GO): ribosome; mitochondrial large ribosomal subunit
Molecular function (GO): structural constituent of ribosome
Source: RefSeq, a predicted model, not a curated record
UUAACCGCAGCCCCCCUCGCAGGGAGCGCGGCCGGAACCUUCUUCGCGCGGCCGCACGGGAGGUUUUCAGCGCCGGAGCAGGCGGCGCCGGAAGCUGGCGGCGGGUGCGCUGACGGCCGCGGCAUGGCGGGCGGGGGGCUGCUGAGCCGGCUGGUGGGCCGGCUGCGGGCCGCAGCGCCAGGGAGGCCGCUCUGGGCGGCGGCGGGGGCUUCUGGCGGCAGGGGACAGCUGGGCUUUGUAGUCAGGCACGUUAACAGUGUAACGUGGUGGCAUGAGCAUCUUUCUGAAGAGAACGUCCAGUUCCUCAAGAAGGUAACUGCGGAGGAGUACAAAGCUCAGACAGCCAGCAAGCUGUGCCCUCUGAAAGAUGAGCCAUGGGCACUGAAUGAGUGGAAACCAGGUUCUGUCAGAGUUGGUGUUGUUGCAGUAAAGCUGGGAAUGAUGCCAAUAUGGACCAAGUCAGGAAAAAAACAUGCUGUCACACUACUUAAGGUGCAAGAUUGCCAUGUUUUAAGAUACAUUUCAAAAGAAGAGUCAGGGGGAAAAACAGCUAAGCUACUUGUUGGAGGCAAAAACACAUCUCCUUUUUCUGUAUCAGAGGCUGCAAUGGAAAUUUUUAAAGAAGCUGGAGUACCACGGAAGCAGAAAGUUACAACAUUUAACGUAACAGAUGAUGCCAUAAUUAAACCAGGUACUCCUUUGUAUGCUGCUCACUUCCGCCCAGGGCAGUUCGUGGAUGUUACUGCAAAAACAAUUGGUAAAGGAUUUCAAGGUGUCAUGAAGAGGUGGGGAUUUAAAGGUCAGCCUGCAAGCCAUGGCCAGACAAAGACUCACAGACGUCCUGGAGCAAUAUCUACCAAUAAAGCUGCUAAAGUUUAUCGUGGAAAGAAAAUGCCUGGUAAAAUGGGCAAUAUCUAUAGGACAUCUUUUGGAUUAAAGGUGUGGAGGAUCAACACAAAACAUGAUAUUAUUUAUGUAAAUGGGUCUGUUCCAGGUCACACAAAUUGUCUGGUGAAGGUCAAAGAUAGCAGAUUGCCUACUUACAAAGACUGCAAUACAAACCCUCCAUUCCCUACGUUUUUUGCUGAUGGAGAUGAAAAACUACCAGAAGACCUGUAUGAUGAGGAGGUUUUCCAGUUCACAGACCCAUCUGUCACAUAUGCAUAAAGUUCUUCACAGCUUCAAAAACACACAAUUUUGUUAUUUUCACAAACUUUGCAAUGUUGUAUAAAAAUAAACCUAUGAAUUGCAGUCUUGCCAACUGACUUGAACACUUCAGAUAUUGCCAUUUUGGUCAGGUAAUAAGAUUUACCGCUGUCAGUUUCAAACCUGUAUUUACAGCAGCAGGUGAGGCCGAGGGACAACUUGUGAAGCACGCCAGAUAGUUUGUCUUCAGUGAUCCUCUGUCCUCUGUCUCGGGCUGUGAAAACUUAGACAUUUCUGAAAAACUUGUUUUGAAGGUGGUUCCAUUUAAUUUUCUAAAUGCUACCAAACUCUGUUUUUCUUUUGUGGAAAGUAUUCUGUCCAACUCUGAGCAAUCAAAAAAGCUUCCAAAUCUGCUUCUGGGGGGAUCCAUGAAGAAUAAUCCAAAAUAAAACAAGAAAAUGCUCUGUAGCAGCA